GAGUGGAAGCCUCUGGGAAAUACUACUUUAACAUGAGGAAGGAGAGCAGGUUAAUCCGGUGGAUUGGGUGGAUUGUGGUUGUUACAGCUUUGUUUUUGCUGGGCUUCAUCAUAGGCUGGUUUGCAAAGCCCACACAUUCAAACAGUGCCAAUAGAAGUGAUUCCAGUAAGUAUCUGAGGGAGUUUCUGGAUGAAAUGCGGCCAGAUCACAUCAGGGAGCAUCUCAGGAAAUUUACACAACUCCCUCACCUGGCUGGUACAGAGCAGAAUCUGAGAUAUGCAGAGCAGAUCAGGAAAGAGUGGCUGGAGUUUGGACUGGACUCAGUGGAGAUUGUGCCCUAUGACGUACUGCUGUCCUAUCCCAACAAAUCACAGCCAAAUUACAUCUCACUGGUUGAUCAGCUUGGCAGUGAGAUUUUUAACACAUCCUUGGCCGAACCAGUUCCAGAGGGUUAUGAAGAUGUUUCUAACAUUGUACCUCCGUACAGUGCUUUCUCUGCCAAAGGACGACCCGAGGGGGAUUUGGUGUAUGUGAACUAUGGUCGAACAGAAGACUUUUUCCAGUUAGAGAGGGAGAUGGGCAUCAAUGUUACUGGGAAGAUUGUCAUUGUCAGAUAUGGGAAAAUAUUCAGAGGCAAUAAGGUGAAAAACGCCAUGUUGGCCGGAGCAAAGGGGAUCAUUAUGUUCUCAGACCCUGCAGAUUACUGGGCGGCUGGAGUUCAGCCCUACCCUGAAGGCUGGAACCUGCCCGGUGGAGGAGCUCAGAGGGGAAAUGUUCUAAACCUGAAUGGAGCAGGAGACCCACUCACACCAGGGUACCCUGCCAAAGAAUAUACGUACAGAUUCAGCCCUGAGGAUGGAGUGGGUCUUCCCAAGAUUCCUGUUCAUCCAAUUGGCUUCCAUGACGCAAUACAUCUGCUGAAGAACAUGGGAGGACAGAUUCCACCGAACAACUGGAAAGGAGCUCUGAAUGUCUCAUACAGGAUUGGUCCAGGCUUCAAAGAUGACUUCAAAAGCCAGAAGGUGCGUAUGAACAUCCACACUAACAACGAGGUAACCCGCAUCUACAAUGUCAUCGGCAGAAUAAGAGGAGCUCUGGAGCCAGACAGGUAUGUGAUUCUCGGAGGGCACAGGGAUGCCUGGGUGUUUGGAGGGAUUGACCCCAUGUCUGGUGCUGCGGUGGUCCACGAAACUGUCAGGAGCGCUGGCAGGCUGCUCAAUAAAGGCUGGAGACCCAGGAGGACUUUAAUAUUUGCCAGCUGGGAUGCAGAGGAGUUUGGAUUGCAGGGAUCUACAGAAUGGGCAGAGGAUAAUGCCAAGCUGCUGCAGGAGAGAGCUGUGGCUUACAUCAAUGCCGACUCUUCCAUUGAGGGCAUGUACACACUGAGGGUUGACUGCACUCCGUCUCUACACACUUUGGUGUAUGACCUCACCAAGCAGAUAGCCAGUCCAGAGGAGGGAGAGGAGGGAGUUUCUCUGUAUGAGAGUUGGCAUAAGAGGGACAACUGGACGAAUGACCGUGAUGCACCCAGGAUCAGUAAACUCGGGUCAGGCAGUGAUUUUGAGGCCUAUUUUAUCCGUCUGGGAAUUGCUGCAGGUAGAGCCAGAUACACCAAGAAUAAGAAAACAGAGCGGUACAGCAGCUAUCCAGUCUAUCACAGUGUGUAUGAAACCUUCGAGAUAGUGGAGAAGUUUUACGACCCCUCCUUCAAGAGGCUUCAGGCAGUGGCCCGGGUAAGAGGUGGGCUCAUCUUCCUAUUGGCUGAUUCCCAGCUCCUUCCUCUCGAUGUCAACCAGUAUGCAGAGUCACUGAGAAAGUACGCACAGAGCAUCGCACAGCUGGCACAGAGACACCCAGAGGAGAUGAAGAUGUAUGAGGUGUCGUUUGAUUCUUUGUUUUCUGCUGUGGAAAACUUCACUGUUGCAGCUGGGGACUUCCAUGAGCGACUGCAGACCCUCAACAGAGCAGAUCCUCUGCAGGUACGCAUCAUGAAUGAUCAGCUCAUGUAUCUGGAGAGAGCGUUCAUAGACCCCCUGGGCUUACCUGGUAGACCCUUUUACAGGCAUGUUAUUUUUGCUCCCAGCAGCCAUAAUAAAUACGCUGGGGAGUCUUUCCCUGGGAUUUAUGACGCAUUGUUUGACAUCGAGAACUCAGCUGAUCCACAUAAGGCCUGGGAGGAAGUCAAGCAUCAAAUCAGCAUUGCAGCAUUCACUGUUCAUGCUGCUGCUAUGACACUAACACCACCUGCAUGAAGCAGGGCCAGUGUAAAACCACAAGGCUGAGCUGUCUAUUGACAACGAUGUUAAAACACCCAAAUGUGCGGAGAGGGAAAACACGACCAGCGACACACAGACAUGGAAAAUCCCUCUUUUCUGUACAAGUUAUGUUCCAGGAACAUCCAGAGCUCAGAACUACAGUGAACCACCAAAAUACAACCCUGAUUUCUUAUGUGACUACAUAAAGUAAAUUCUUAUGUUUUAAUGUUCUUUAGUUUUGUAGUCUCUGUCUACUACAAAGAUGCCAAAUAGGAUCAGUCCACCCUUUACAUGUGGGUAGAAAACCAUUGAUAUUCUGUUGCCCUGAGAUAAAAAAAAAUGUGACAGUUUUUAUUAACAGCCAUUUUUCAAAUAAAUAACUUUCUUAAAUUUACU
Messenger RNA from Plectropomus leopardus (leopard coralgrouper), 2651 nucleotides. It is a transcript of the gene naalad2, whose product is annotated as N-acetylated alpha-linked acidic dipeptidase 2. The record is from RefSeq and is a predicted model, not a curated record. Gene Ontology annotation, molecular function: carboxypeptidase activity. NCBI's taxonomy places the organism in Eukaryota, Metazoa, Chordata, Actinopteri, Perciformes, Serranidae.